ACCUCUGCUAGCCAGCCUAGACACCCCCUGUCUUCACCUCCGACAUCUCUUGCACCUAGUAGUUCUCCUAUCAAGGGAACCUUCUCUCCUGUCACCAUGUCAGUGCUGAAGAAUCCGUCGAGCCCAAAUAUCACCGACAAUGGUCAUCAUGCCCUCGAUGAGGGUAGCCCCAUAUUCACCACGGAAGGUCCUGCUUGUCGUGACCGUCGUAAGCGUUCUCACAUCCAGUACACCGUAUCUCAAGUUGGAGACCAUGACGAGGAUCUAGAAAUGCCUUCAAAGAGAUUAAGGACCUUACAAACAACGUGGAACUGCUCUGGGCUUCCCUCCGAAACUUCAGCCUAUUUUAACGAGCGUAUGCUUCAGCUUUCUCAAAUCUCUCAUCAGGCUAUCUCUGCAAGAAUGCGAUACCAACGUGUUCGCAUCCACGAACUUGACAUGAUAAGGUCCAUCCUCAAUGACGAAAAUGAGCUGGCUCAAAAACAGAUGAAAAUGAUCGAAUCGCAAAUAGCCCAUCUUCGUAACGCAUUGGAGGCUGAUGGAGUGACAGGGAUAGGGAACAGGUUCGACCCUGGUGACUAUCGACAGGCUACGCAUGAAAGUUUCUCUGAUAUUGGAACGGACAUUCAUAUUCCCAUGACUUCAGAAUCUGAUUCCGUCGUGUCAGGCUGUGCGGAUGACGAAUAAUUAUUUAAGAUGUACUUGUUCAAGUUAGGGCGUCUGCAUCGGUGACACUUCCAUGUAUGUAGCUUUCAUUCACUUCAAAACAAAGUUGUAGAGCCGUUUUCUUCACUGUAGCCAAUGGAAUAUGAUGAAGAUCACCACCAGCCGCACCAAUCCUUGAAGAAAUCAGCCAGCCGCAUUAAGUUAGGGCAGGGGGUUCACCCAGUUUGAAUCAUAUACUAUGAUCAGAAUCCGGAAUCCGGACCAUGACCCUUUUGCUUAUCUACCACGAGGUCGGCGACUAGCAGAACCAUUGUCUUUCGAUGAUGGACUUAUAAUCCCAUUCAAAGCACAGAACAGGUGAAAAGAACUAUGUUUCGUUAAAUCUGUAUGAUGAUUUGAUUAUCUUAUCAAAUUAAGUCUAGUAUUAAG
Messenger RNA from Suillus fuscotomentosus, 1095 nucleotides. RefSeq lists its product as uncharacterized. Lineage: Eukaryota; Fungi; Basidiomycota; Agaricomycetes; Boletales; Suillaceae. The transcript has 3 exons. The record is from RefSeq and is a predicted model, not a curated record. The annotation marks the transcript as partial.